Molecule: messenger RNA, 3201 nt
Organism: Diaporthe amygdali
Lineage: Eukaryota; Fungi; Ascomycota; Sordariomycetes; Diaporthales; Diaporthaceae
Exons: 7
Coding region: 1-3201 (1066 amino acids)
Biological process (GO): ribosomal large subunit export from nucleus; protein export from nucleus; ribosomal small subunit export from nucleus
Cellular component (GO): nucleus; cytoplasm
Molecular function (GO): small GTPase binding; nuclear export signal receptor activity
Source: RefSeq, a predicted model, not a curated record
AUGGCGAUAUCUAUCGAAGAGCUCGACGCUCUCCAAAAAGCCGCCCAGGCCGCUCUGAACCAGUUCAAGGAGGAUCCUGACGCAUGGCUUAUGGUGGACGACAUCCUGUCCAAGGCGAACUAUCCACAAACAAAGUACCUGGCGUUGCAGGUUCUUGACAACGUUAUCUCAACGAGAUGGAGGGUUCUUCCGAGGGAGCAAUGCCAAGGCAUCCGUAACUUCAUCGUCUCCUUCAUCCUGCAAUGCUCUAGCACCGAGGAGUCCUUGCGAUCCCAACGAACCCUGCUCAAUAAGCUCAACCUCGUCCUCAUCUCUGUCCUGAAGCAGGAGUGGCCUCACAAUUGGCCGACCUUCAUCAACGAGAUCAUACAAGCCUGUCAUUCGAGCCUGUCAGUCUGCGAGAACAAUAUGAUCAUCCUUCGACUUUUGUCCGAAGAGGUCUUCGACUACUCCGCCGAGCAAAUGACCUCCACCAAGACCCGGAGUCUGAAGACGACCAUGUGCAACGAGUUCUCACAGAUCUUCCAGCUUUGCCAGGAAAUCCUUAACACGGCAACCCAACCGAGCUUGGUACUGGCGACGCUCGAGACGCUGCUUCGAUUCUGCAACUGGAUCCCCCUCGGGUAUAUCUUUGAAACGCCGUUGAUCUCGCUGUUGCGGACUCGUUUCUUGGAGGUGCCUGAGUUCCGCAAUGUCACGCUUCAAUGCUUGACAGAGAUCGGUGGCCUCCAGACAGCGGGGCCGGCGGGCAACAACUAUGACGAGCAGCUCGUGAAGAUGUUUACUGAGGUGCUUACCACGAUAUCGACCAUUAUACCUAUCCAGAUGGACCUCAAGACGACAUAUCCACAGAGCAACUCCAGAGACCAGCAAUUCGUACAGAAUCUGGCUCUGUUCUUGACCAACUUCUUCUCCAUGCACCUGAAUUUGAUUGAGAAUCUGCCGAACCGCGACUACCUCUCUCACGCACACUACUACCUGAUUCGCAUUUCUCAGAUUGACGACCGAGAGAUCUUCAAGAUUUGCCUGGACUACUGGCUCAAGUUGGUCCAAGAGCUCUACGAAGAAAUGCAGUCCCUUCCCAUAGGCGACAACCCCCUCAUGGCUAUGGGAGCCAUGUCAGGUGGCGCACCGAAUCCCGCGCUUCUGAACAACUACCCCUUGCGGAAGCACAAAUACCAAGAGGUCUUGUCCAACCUUCGAGUCGUCAUGAUCGAGAAGAUGGUUCGCCCCGAGGAGGUUUUGAUUGUCGAGAACGACGAAGGCGAGAUCGUUCGAGAAUUUGUGAAGGAAAGUGACACCGUGCAGCUAUACAAGACCAUUCGCGAGUGUCUCGUCUACCUCACCCACCUGGACGUCGUCGACACAGAGCAAAUCAUGACAGAUAAGCUCGCCAAGCAGGUCGACGGCUCUGAAUGGUCCUGGCACAACUGCAACGUUCUGUGCUGGGCCAUCGGAUCAAUCUCGUUGGCCAUGAACGAAGAAACGGAGAAGCGCUUCCUGGUCACCGUGAUCAAAGACCUGCUUGGGCUCACGGAAAUGAAGCGCGGUAAAGACAACAAGGCCGUGGUUGCAUCCAAUAUUAUGUAUAUUGUCGGCCAAUACCCUCGCUUCUUGAAGGCUCACUGGAAAUUCCUGAAGACGGUCGUGAACAAAUUGUUCGAGUUCAUGCAUGAGUCUCAUGAAGGUGUUCAGGAUAUGGCGUGUGAUACGUUCAUCAAGAUAGCCAAGUCUUGCAAGCGUCAUUUCGUUGCCCUCCAGCCUAGUGAACACGAGCCCUUCAUUGAGGAGAUUGUGAGGAACCUACCUAAGAUUACGGCCGAUCUCACGCCCCAGCAAGUGCAUACUUUCUACGAGGCAUGCGGCUAUAUGGUGGCCGCCCAGGGCAACCGCAACCAGCAGGAGCGACUAUUGGCGGAGCUCAUGCAACACCCCAAUGCUGCUUGGGACGAGAUCAUCAAGCAGGCGACCGUCAACCCAGCAAUUCUGCAAGACGCCGAUACUAUCAAGAUCAUCGGAAACAUCAUGAAGACCAACGUGUCGGCUUGCUCAUCUGUCGGGUCGUACUUCUACCCGCAAAUUGGCCGCAUUUACCACGACAUGCUGCAGAUGUACAGGGCUACAAGCCAGCUGAUCUCUGAAUCCGUCGCAAAGGAAGGUGAAAUUGCCACCAAGAUGCCGAAGGUCCGGGGGUUGCGCACAAUCAAGAAGGAGAUUCUGAAGUUGAUCGAGACGUACGUGGAUAAGGCCGAAGACCACGCAGCCGUGCGAACCCAGAUGGUCCCACCUCUGCUCGACUGUGUCCUUGUCGACUACAACCGUAAUGUGCCUGGCGCUCGCGAUGCGGAGGUUUUGAGGGCCAUGACGGCUGUCAUUUCGAAAUUGUCCGCUCUCAUGGAGGAUCAAGUACCGAUCAUUAUGGAGAACGUGUUCGAAUGCACGCUGGAGAUGAUCAACAAGGAUUUCUCCGAGUUCCCAGAGCACAGGGUCGAAUUCUUCAACCUGCUGAGGGCCAUCAACCUGAACUGUUUCCCUGCUCUGCUGAAGUUGGACAACCGACAAUUCAAGUUUGUGAUCGACUCUUGCAUGUGGGCUAGCAAGCACGACAACCGCGACGUUGAAGCUGCAGGCCUUAACAUGUGCCUCGAGCUGAUCAACAAUAUUGCUGAGAAGACUGAUGUUCAGACGUCGAACGCUUUUUUCAACCAGUUCUUCACACCGAUCCUGCAGGAUGUCUUUUUUGUAGUCACGGAUCAGGAUCACAAGGCCGGGUUCAAGACGCAGUCGAUGCUGCUUAUGCGCAUGUUCUACUUCGUACAGCCAGCUGAUGGAACUGCUUCGAAGAUCCAAGGUCCUAUCUAUCAGCCGGAGAUGGCCCAGGCAGGUACCACGAACCGCGAGUUCCUGGGCAAUUUUGUGGCGACCUUGUUGGCAAAUGCCUUCAACAACCUCCAAGCACCACAAAUUACAGCCUUUGUUGAGGGGCUGUUCACACUCAACACGCAGUAUGACAAGUUCCGACUUCACCUACGUGAUUUCCUCAUUUCUAUGAAGGAGUAUGCUGGUGACAAUGCCGAGCUGUAUCAAGUGGAGAAGGAGAAAGAAGAUGCUGCCAAGCAACAAGCAGACCUGGACCGCAGGUCGAAGGUCGGCGGUCUCAUGAAGCCGUCGGAACUGGAGAACGAUGAUGACGAGCUGUGA